UAAAGCGCCACGAUGACCACGCCAGUCCCGACGACAAUCGCGUACGAGGAUGUCGCGCGCCUGCCGACUCCCGGCAGCAACGCUCCCACGAACAUCCAGUUCUCCCCCAAUGGACGUCUUAUUGCUUUCCUCCAAAGCUCCAGCAAUGAACUGUCCCAGCAGCUUUACGGCAUGGACGUCGAGUCCAAGCAGGUUUCGCUCGUCGCGCGCGCUCCAGGCAGCGGCAACACGGAAAACAACUUGUCCCUCGAAGAAAAGUUGCGCCGCGAACGACAGCGCCAGAUGGGUGUCGGGAUCACGUCCUACUUGUGGUGCCCGGCGCCGCAUUCGACGCGCAUUUUGUACCCGCUUCAAGGCAACUUGUAUUUGCAAGAAUACCCUGGCGCCGACCUCGUACUGUUGUUCGACAAAGCGUCCACGGGCGCCAAGGGCGGUGCGAUUGAUCCACAAUACUCCCCCGACGGUCGCCAAAUUGCGUUUGUCCAAGAAAACGAGAUCUACGUCAUCGCGGCGGACCCUGUCGGCGGCGGCGGCACCCAGCCAGCGACGCAAAUCACGUUUGGGGCACGUGAAGUCGGGAAGAGCCACGGGUUGGCAUGCUUUGUGACCCAAGAAGAACUAUCUCGAUUCCGCGGGUUCUGGUGGUCGCCCGACUCGUCUCGCAUCGCGUUUGAAGAGAUUGACGACACCCACAUCCCGGAGUUCCGCAUCAUGCACUCGGGCAGCGCCGAAUUGGGCGACAACGCCCAAGAAGACCACCGGUACCCGUUUGCGGGUCAAGCCAACCCGCGUCGCCGCCUCGCCGUGCAGUCCGUCAACGUCUCGACGCGCCAACUCCCCGUGUACGUGCCGUUCCCGGACGCGGACUUUUACAUUAGCCGCGUGCACUGGUUCGUUGACGGGUCGUUGGGCAUUGAAACGCUCAACCGCCUGCAAACUGAAGCCGCGCUGUUGCGAUGGACGCCCACGACCCAAGCGCUUGUCGAGCUCAUCCACGAGACGUCCGCCGUGUGGCAGAACGCGCACUACUUGUACCGCAACCUGGAAUCCCGCCCGGACGGGUCAUUCACGUUCAUCUGGGCGUCCGAGCGCACGGGGUUCAUGCACUUGUACUUGUACGAGUUUGCCCACGGCGCCGCGACGCUGGUCCGGCCGUUGACUCAUGGGGACGGCAACGUCGAAUCGAUUGACGGCAUCGACUUGGAGCACGACGUGCUCUACUUUAGCGGCAACUUGACAAGUCCGAUCGAACGCCACUUGUUCCAGACGUCUCUUUCUGUACCGAACGCGCCGAUCACCCAAGUCACGACCAUCCCCGGCGUCCACAACGUCGUGUUGGACGGGUCUGCGUCCGUGUUUGUGGACGUCUACCACAACCUGACCACCCCUCCGACCGCCGUCUUGUCCAAGCUGGCGGCGCCGGCGGUCACCAUUCAUACCCUGCACGCAACGUCGGACCCGCGCCUCACACAGCUCCAAGACCGCAUCGAAGCGCCUUCCACGUUCACAUUCUCAUCGCGCGACGGCACGGCCACGCUGUACGGCGCACUGUACAAACCCGAUGCGGCCAAGUUUGGCCCGGGGCCGUACCCGACCAUGGUCAACGUGUACGGCGGGCCCCAUGUGAUGCGAGUGCAGAACGCAUGGAAUGUGACGGUGGACAUGCGCGCCCAACUGCUGCGCAACUUGGGGUACGCCGUGCUCAAGGUGGAUAACCGGGGGACGUACCGCCGGGGGUUGGCUUUUGAAGGCGCGAUCAAGCACGCGAUGGGCACGAUUGAGAUCUCGGACCAGGAGGAUGGCGUACACAAGCUGAUUCAAGACGGCGUGACGAUCGCGGGCAGAGUGGGCAUCAUCGGAUGGAGCUACGGCGGGUACAUGAGCGCGAUUUCGCUCGUCAAGGCCCCCGCCACGUUCAAACUGGGUAUCGCCGGCGCCCCCGUCACGUCCUGGGACGGAUAUGAUACGUGCUACACGGAACGAUACAUGUCGACGCCCCAACUCAACCCCGAAGGCUACGCCCGCGGCAACGUCAUGAACUUUGUCCAACAUCUGCAGCCGCACCAAAAACUGCUGCUCAUCCACGGCCUCAUCGACGAAAACGUCCACUUCCGCCACACCGCGCGGUUGAUUAAUGCGCUCAUUGCGGCCCGCAAGCACUACGACUUGCUGCUGUUCCCCAAGGAACGCCACUCCCCUCGCCACCUUGAAGACCGAAUCUACAUGGAGCAACGCAUCGCACAGUAUAUCGUCGCCAACUUGUAAGGUUCAACCGGAUUAAAACAUGAUACUUCGGAAGUAGCUUUUACUCACAAUUUCGAGACAUGAACGGCCUAGCCAAUAGUAUUAUUGCAACCCUGCGAGUAUUCGUUUAAGAAUUCAACGCGGAAUAAUCAAAUUUUUGCUCAUAUGUGACACAA
Molecule: messenger RNA, 2420 nt
Organism: Aphanomyces astaci
Lineage: Eukaryota; Oomycota; Saprolegniomycetes; Saprolegniales; Verrucalvaceae
Exons: 1
Coding region: 13-2265 (750 amino acids)
Biological process (GO): proteolysis
Molecular function (GO): dipeptidyl-peptidase activity; serine-type peptidase activity
Source: RefSeq, a predicted model, not a curated record